Molecule: messenger RNA, 1935 nt
Organism: Dentiscutata erythropus
Lineage: Eukaryota; Fungi; Glomeromycota; Glomeromycetes; Diversisporales; Gigasporaceae
Source: the annotation of a GenBank genome assembly
AUGAUUAUUAGAAAAAAGCUUAAUAGAUUUACUGAUGCAGUAGAUAACGAUAAUAUUGUCUUAGACACGGUUCACAACAGGAAACUGGAUGACAAAAUCAAAAAUAAUUCCAUCGAAAGCAAUCAAGAUUUCAAUCUUAAUCAGCUGAAGGAAGAAAAAGGAUUUAAACUCAACGAAAAUUCCAUCGAAAGUGCUAAUAAUCAAGCCUUUGAAAUUGAUAUCUCCAAAACCAAAUUAGUUCAAUCAACUAUCGCUAGAACCUAUUACUCAAAAUGUGAACUUUCAUGUGACGUUUCAUGUAAACGAAGCUUAAUAUUAGAGACUAGUAUUGAAGCGGCUUUAGAUUGGUUUUCUGCUUCUCUUGGACUAUCUCGAAAAACUUCUAAACAAAAGCACGAAUACUAUAUGCAAUCGACAGAACACUUACAUAAUGUGUACAUAAGAGCUGAACUUACUAUUCAAAACUCUUGUAUCAGCCCUAAUGAAAGUUAUGUAAGAGAUAUUGAAAAUGCAGUAAAGGAUACGUACACAACUAAUGAUAAAAUACAAAACCUUCGUCAAGUAUCAGAGAAAUAUGGCCACUUUUAUGCACACAGUCUUUUUAUCGGAGGAGCUAUUAUUAAAGAUAUAGAACAUACUGAAAGUUUAAGUGAAAAUUCAACAUCUAAAUCUACUAGAGCACAAGUUGAUAUAGGUCCCAAUUUACCGAACAAUACUUUACGUGCACGCGUUGAUGUUGAUAUUACUCGUGAAAAUGUGAACAACAUGAAGUUUUCUAAUAGUAAUAAAGAACAGAACGUUCGAACUAUUGGUGGAGAUGAGCUCUCAUAUGAUGAUCAAGAUCCCUCUACUUUAAAGCCCUGGAUAGAAUCCCUUAGAAAGCCCAUUACAUGGAAAAUAAUUGGAUAUAAAAAAAUUUAUCCGCUAUUUGAAUUAUUGGAUGAAGAAUUACAAAAAAAAGUUUUGAAGGCUUUGGGUCCUCGAAUUUUAAAAUCAGGUAUCGAAGUAGCUAGGUUUAAUGGCGAUCCAGGAGAAUUCAAACCACAUAUUUGUAAUUUGACUUCGCAAAUUUAUGAGAUAAAGAAUAUUGACCAAUGUCAGAUUUUUGCUUCAAUAGUAAGCAAAGAGGAAGAUAACGUGUUUUCUUUACAUGUAGAUUUUGAAGAUCGAAAUCCAAUGUUACCUGUAAUUGUUGUUCACCACAUUCAAUGGAAUGACUCUAGAAUUAAAAAGUUUCUAAAGAAAAUCAAAAAUUACUAUGAAGCUAAACUUUGCUGGAUUAUUGUUGGAGUACCUACAAGCUUUGACUUUGAGCAGAUCCAUCAUCCGUUAACACUCGCGAGUGGAACAUAUUCAGCUUCUGAAAGUGAAAAUCUCUGUAUUGUAGAAAUUCCUAACUGUGAAUCUUUAAACUUUAACCAAACGUGUGUAUUAUGCACUUGUAAAUUAGAAGCAACGAAGACUAUUCAACUUACUCAACCUCCUCCAGUACAACAAAUUAAAUAUAAUCCACAGGAUUCAAAGAUUGUUGUUGGUACUCAUUUUACUCCUUGCAAUAAGUCGGCAUGUUUGUUUGCUUAUAAUUUCGAAAAAAAUUUUGUAUAUGAUGAAACAAUUUUGCAAAAGAUGUCAUUGUUUUUUUGUGCUGUUGAUGGGAAAAAUUCCUCUCAAAUGCACAAUUAUGGUCAAAUGUGUGUAGAAUGGCACAAAUCUGGUAACGUAUAUUGUGGUAAAAAUACUGAAGAUAAGAAAACCUUAUCUAUGUUGACUGAUAGUUUAGAGCGCCCAAUUUUAGUAAAUCAGCUUUUUGACAACUGUUCUAAUUGCCAACACCAUGGAUUUAUUAAUAUUAAUAAUUCUGGAAAAAUUAUUUAUGGUCAGUUGAACAAAAAACAAUUAAAAAUUGCCAAUAGAAUUGCUUUUCUUUCAGUUUAG